CCGCUAUUCCUGAGCCCUCAAGGCUGUAUGGGAGCCGACCUGAGGCCGGGCAGGACAUAGGCCUGCAGAAAGGAAGGGAGAGGGCGCUCCAGGCCUCAGGGGCCGCAAGCCAAGAUCCGAGAGAGGUCAGGCCCUGGGAGCAGGGAGUGCAGUGAGGCCGGACGCUGCCGCAUGCAGAAGAGGAGGGUGUUUGCAUUGGACUGUGGGGCAGGUUAUCCGGCAGCGGUUGACUCUUUAAUCAGAACCAGCACACACCAAAUGGGGUCAUGCCGGGGCCUUCAGAAGCGAUAAGGAGCCUCCCUUCCCUCAACCCCAAAGCCUUCCCACUCCCCCGAGGCCCACGGUGGGGGACUCAGAUCCAACCAGCACAUGUCUGUUGACAGCUGCCCCAUGUAAGGCUAGGGGUCAAGUCCCUUUAAGGGCCCCAUCUCCGGGCAGACAGGAGGCCAUGGGCUGGCUGGAGCAGACAGUUUGUCGGGGAGCAACCCAGGGGUCCUCAUCCCCAGCACGCCUGGUGGACCAGGCAUGGGCGGCGGGAAGCCCAGAAACCUCCGAGCGGGUCCACGCUGCCUUCCUUCUCCCCUCCUUUGCCCAGGGUCCUGCAUCCUCAAGCCCCCUAUGUGGCCGCCCUGCACCCUCACCUGCCCCGCUGGAUGCCAUGCACUGCCCCUGUGCACUGGUUCCCUGCUUGGUACUGCCAGCCACCCCGCUCUGCUUACAGUGCCUCACAGCCCCUGCCCCACUGCUGGCUGAGACCCUUGCAAUGCGACUCCCUCUCUUCCCUGGGCCCACCUGGAACCCGUGUGAGGUGCUCACCAGAGGGCUGAGGGGACGUAACAUCCACUCAGGGAUGGGCUCGGCCCUGGGGAAACCAUUACCUGCUUACUCUUGUCUCUUCCUGCCCUUCUGUUGCUCCAGUCUUGGUAGGGGGGCGGGGCGGAGGGAGACCAGCACCGCAUCUGUCAGACCUAGAGCCCAGGGCUCUCCACCCACGGUUACUGCCCUGCCCUGGCCCGACACUGCUACCCUCAGCCCACCCUCAGCUCUGCACAGACGCGCGCGCACACACAUGCACACACACACCUGCCACGCACACUUGCACUGCCCCUUCUCACAAGAAACCUGCAGAGGACCCUCACCGCUGGGAUCAAGGUUCAGCCCUCAGGGUCCAGGGCAUCUGCCUCUGACCCCCCAGGAGGGGGGCUAUUUGGACUUUUGGGACACCCAGCGAGGAGACCAUAAGGCAAGAAGAAGAGAGAGCCUGAAGACCUUCAGUGUGACCCCAGCCACCUUCCGGGGCAUUGGGCACUGGAGGGUGAGUGCCAUCUCCUUGUCCCAGCCCGUGUCCACUCCCUGCUCCUGCCCCUUCUGCAACCCGCAUCCCUGGCUCCCAGGAGAGGCUGCCCCCGACCAUGGCAGAGCCCCUCCCCGGGCACUAAAGCAGCCCUUUCUCAGGGCUCACAGCGCUCAAUACCGCACUCAGCACUCACUCACCCACUCACUCACUCAUUGGGCAAGUAUUCCUUUUACCCCUACAGUAUGCCAGGCACUGUACUCGGUUUUUGGGGUGCAAAUACGAGGAAGGCAUGGGGGUCAAUUUCAGGACGAUCUUUGCUCAUUCCGUGAGCUGGAACUCCUGAAGCUCCCAGCAUAGUCAUCAGUGAGUUACUCGGUGAAACCCCAGGAUGGGUUGUAGGGUGCCCAUCACCCCACAUUCUCACAGGGCUUGUGCAAAGGCAGCUUCCACAGGGCCCUCUGUCAGGGUCCCUCACGAUGCUCUAACUGAGGAGACCUGGGGAAGGACUUGGGGACUCCACCUCUUGACCUUGGGUUGUUUGGGUCCCACGGGGUCUGACUCACGUGAGAGUGAAUUGGAGAAGCAGGGCCAUCUGGGAGCCAGUGCUCCAGCCCUUGGGCCCCUCUCCCAAGGGAGACCCGGAACAGGGCCGCCGUUGUCACAGACCCCGCCUGGCCAUGUGAAUGUCAGCAGGCAUCUUUCUACCUCGGGGCUCAUCUCUGGAACUCUGUGUGUCCACUCCCCUUCCCUGAAUGCCUGCCUCUGUUCCAGGCACACAGUACCCAAAAUGACCAUGGAGAGACUGGAGAAUAUGUGUGUGUGAUGUACCCGUGCCUGUGACCACGUGUCCCUCUGUGUGUCAGUUUCUGUGUUCAUGGGAGAGCGCAUGUGCAGAUCCACCCGAAUGGGAGCAGCUGUGCCUGUGAGCCCUCCUGAGUCCGCAGUGGCCUGCUGAUGAGUCCGUGGUCUCUGCAUCCACGUGUGUCUGUUUGUACCUGUGCUUGUGUGUGCCUGUGCAUGCUUCCUCACGCACAGGGAGUGAGCCAGCGGCGUCUAUCCCUGGCACGUGUACACAGGUGGCCGAUGGCUGACAUGUGUGAGUGUGGUGUCUGUGUGUGAGGGGCUGACGUGUAUCCUGUGCGUGUGUGUGUGUGUGUGUGUGUCAACCUGUGGGUCAGUGUCUGUGCUGCCGUGUCGGGCGACGGUACAGGGUGAGGGAUAACAUGUCUGUGGGUGUGUUGGCGUGAGUGUGUGUCUGUGUCUGUAACACACUGUAGUUGCAGCACCAGGAGAGAGCCGAGCUCUGGAUGAGGCCCCCUUCCCAUGGACUGCUCCCCUCUGCUAGAGACUCUGCGUCUCCUUCCCCAGCGUGCGGGCCUCAUUCCCACCCCCAAGGCCUUCUCCCUGCCGCAGGCUUCCUCCCGUCUGUCCCCUGUCGCUGUGCCUCCUCCCACCCGCUGCCCCUCCGUGGCCUGGCUGCUCCGGACAUGGCCGUCCUGCAUGUGUGUCCCGCUGCCCCCCAACCGCGUGCUGCCCGUGGACCCCCCUCGGAGCCGGGCCUGGUUUUCACUGCUCUACCUCCCUGGCCCCCGCCCUCCACCCGCACCCCUUGGUCCCUUUUCUCCUUCUCUCUCUCGUUUCAGAAAAGA
Messenger RNA from Orcinus orca (killer whale), 2946 nucleotides. RefSeq lists its product as uncharacterized. NCBI's taxonomy places the organism in Eukaryota, Metazoa, Chordata, Mammalia, Artiodactyla, Delphinidae. The record is from RefSeq and is a predicted model, not a curated record.